UUUUUUUUGAUAAAGUUCGACCAAUUUUCUUGGUUACACUAUGGAAUUUAACCAAUAGGAUCAAAAAUACCGUAUUCGUUAUAUCUUCUUUUCUGUAACCAUCUCACUUUUGAUUAUGAAAGCACAAGAAAUACACAGGAUGGAAGAAAUGAAUAUCGAAGAUAGAAAAGAAAUACUUUCAGUUGAACAACAGAACUUACAACCUAUCUCUCCAAAAGAAGAACUGGCUCAACAAUCUUCUAACGAUGAUCGUGAAUUUGAACGCGAUGGUUAUCAGCGAACAAGAGAAGAAGUCACAACACAGUCACAGGACGAAAAACAUGAUAUAGCAGAUCAAAAUGAAUCUCAUGAACUUGCACUUGUAUAUGAAUCAGAUCCGACAGAAAGGAAUGUUCUGGAUCCAUAUGAUAAGAAUUCUCGAUAUUCUGAAAAACAAAAAAACGGGAGUAAAAUUUACAAUCGCAAGAGGAUACGAUCUAAUAGCAUUCAUAGUGAAGAAUCGUAUUAUUCACGACCGUCAGAAGAGUUACAUAUGGUUACAACUCCACCUCCGCCACCACCACCACAUCCUGAUUUGGUUUCAACUCCAAAUCGUCCAGCAGCUAUUACGGAAAUAAAAUCUUCUUUACAUCAUCAUCAUCAUCAUCACCAUAGGCCGAGGACACCUGUUUAUGAUUCUGAAAUCCCUCCCCCUUCAUGGCAUUCCAAUAAUAGGAUUCCCCGGAAGGAUUAUUUUAAUAAUGAUCGGAAAAAAAAUCGAAUGCGAUAUAGAAAUCGAGAUUUUAAUUACGAGAGAGUGCAAUUAUUUGACAGAAUACGAAUUAAAGAUAGAACUCGUAUACCAGAAAGAGAAAGAGAUUUUGAAAUAGUAGAUCGAAAGGAGAGGUAUGAUCGUGAAAGAGAAUUAAGAAUAAUAGAAAGAGAUCGUGAACGUGAAAUACGAGAACGAGAAAUAACACGACCGCGUGAUAAUCCGACAAGGUAUUAUGAAGAAUCCCAUCCACGUAUGCGUGUUCCAUAUUAUGAAUAUGGUAGAGAAGCAGAUAGAAUGCGUGCUCCAUAUUAUGAUUACCAUCGAGAACCUGAUUUUAGAGAAAGAGAAUAUCCUCGUUACCGUGAAUUUGAUUGGGAUCCUUAUUACCACCGCGUAUCAUCACCACCUCUCGGUAACUUUCCUUAUAGAGACAACAUGAAACGACCUAAUGAUUAUUUUUAUCAACCUCCAAUUUAUCCCAGAAGAUCAAUAUCUCCUCGAGCUCGUUAUUCACAUAUUAGACGUUCACUUUCACCUAAUUCUAGACGUCUAUCAAAUCCUACACACGAACGUCGAUAUGAGCGAGAUCGUCCACCUCGCUAUGAUCUAGUUCGUGAUAAUGAAUUUGAACGGAGAGAUUCUAUACAUUAUAAUGCGCCUCAUUAUAGUGAAUUGCACUCACCCGGAUUUGAUCAUUAUACCUCUCCAGUUUUACCACCAAGUCCUAUUAAUAUGAAAUCUUCUUAUGAAGAUAAUGGUCUUAGUUCUGGUGUAGGUUCAAAUGUCAAUGAAUCUUAUGAACGUGAACGUCCUCUUAAAUCAAGAAAUUGGGAUAUAAACGCAGAUAAUAGAGAGGGGAAAAGAGGCCAAAAUAAUUCUAAUGAUAAUCCUAGCGGAGGCUAUGAACAUGAACGUGAACGUGGUCGUGGUCGUGAGAGACGAAGACUUUGGGACGUAACUACUGACGAUAAACAUAAACAUAUGGAAGUAGAUAAUCAUAGCAAUAGUACUAUUGUCAGCGCUUCAGCUAAUAUUAAUAAUAACAUCACACAAGAUCGUACUCGUGAUCGAGUUCGAAACGAAAAAACAAGAAAUUGGAAUUCUAAUGAUGAAGAUAUCAAUACGGAUCACAAUAAUAGUGGAGGUUCAGAUACGGGCAAAGAGUCUUAUCAUGUUAUACGUGAGAAAAAUAACAAAUAUUGGGAUGAUGAUGAGAAUAAUAGAGACCCGGAUCGUAAUACUACAAAGUAUCGUGAGAGGGAUAAUAAAGAGAGAGAAGAUUUCGAUCAAGCGUUUUCUAAAAAAUAAGUUUUCAAAACAUUUUCUUUUUUUGGACUUCAUGUUUCGGCUUUAUAUUUCGUAAGACCUUCAAUGGAGAAUGGUUUCAAUAGUUCAAUCUUAUAAUUAAAGGAAAAAAGAUAUCUAGUCACCUGGUCAAAGCAUUGAAAACCAAGAUAACUAUUUGUCUAUUUUUUUCUUUUUUCUUUUUAUUGUUUAAGUAUUAAAGUCCUUCUUGGUUAUUUUACUGAGGAAUCUGGCUGCG
This is a messenger RNA of Rhizophagus irregularis DAOM 181602=DAOM 197198, 2297 nucleotides long. RefSeq lists its product as uncharacterized. Lineage: Eukaryota; Fungi; Glomeromycota; Glomeromycetes; Glomerales; Glomeraceae. The record is from RefSeq and is a predicted model, not a curated record.